AUGGGCGACAGCGGUCUGGGCGAUGGCGGCAAGCGCAACACCGGAAAGAACACUGGUGUGGUGCUCGAUCUCCAGUGUCGAAAGCCACAAAAGAUCAUGCCUCAUCAGGCUUUCAUGCACCUGUUCAAGGACGACAUCAGGGAUGAUCUUAAGAAGGGCUUUCAAGACUACCUCAAAGGGCGCAACGAGGUGUUCCCUCUCAGUGCGGGCAAACCGAUGGGAUGGUUCGCGUUCAAGAACAAGGAGUGCGACCGCCUGCUUGCAGAGGCAUCCGACAGUGUGAAGCAAGAAGUCGAGGAAUACCGCCAGCAUCACUACGAGGGGCGCCCGACGAUUCUGCUAACGUUCGAUAACAUCAUGAGCGAGGGUAACGCGAAUGCGCGGCAAGAGGUACAGGUUUUGCAACGGUCAAUUGACAGUGUCACCUACACGGGAAUGGAUGUUUUGAAGGUGUUCGAAGAACAAACAGGGUUGAAAGGCACAUUGCUAUUGGGUGGACCAAACCCAGAGUCUGGGGAUCUGAUAACCUUCUCGUACGUGAUCAGUCAUUCGGUAAACCCAGCGCUGCCAAAGCAGCUUGCUUCUCUGUACAAGGGCGACGCUGAAGAGUGCGAGCCGAGGGUAAGCGCCUCCUCCAUGGACGGUGAUGAGGGAGACAAACAAGCGCCGAACUCGGCCACAGCCUCUUCCUCGACCACAACCAGCACCUCCGCUACACUCUCUGCCUCGACCAUGAUCGCCUCAAGCGCAGGCACCUCUGUGGUUUCCACUUCCUCCACCACGACCGAUCCCUCCUUGAAUGCUCCCCUUCCCACUGUCUCAUCUCGCAACACUGCAGCCGACACGUCUGCUCCACCUCCCGAAGCGCAGGAACUCACCUAUGACCAGACACAGCGUAACACCAUCGCCCGAAACCACACUCUUAUGGAGCAAGUCAUGCUUGCCAAGUCAGCGGACGAGGCUGCGGAGAUUGUCGAUAACCGCAAGGAGGUUCCGACUUGGAUGGUGGACACGAAGGAAUACCUGCGAAACGUCAGCAACGCGGAGUGGUGGCAGGAAUCGGUGGAGAGCUGGGAGGGUUUUGAAUACUGGGUCGAGGACUGUUAUAAGUUCCGUGAGGGUGUCACAGCUACUGUUACUACACUGAUGGCCUGGCACUGCUGCGGGUGGGCAUUCCAGCAGGUAUACUGGGCUGGAAUUAGGGGUAGCCCGAAUAGGGAGCAGUGGCUGGUAUUUACUGGCAAAUGGCUAGCCCAGGGUGCAGCACAGAGUGGGAAAAUCAUAAGGCACUAG
Epithele typhae is the source of this 1293-nucleotide messenger RNA. RefSeq lists its product as uncharacterized. NCBI's taxonomy places the organism in Eukaryota, Fungi, Basidiomycota, Agaricomycetes, Polyporales, Epitheliaceae. The record is from RefSeq and is a predicted model, not a curated record. The coding region runs from base 1 to 1293 and encodes 430 amino acids. The transcript has 8 exons.